Messenger RNA from Diospyros lotus (date-plum), 2146 nucleotides. Its product is annotated as DDT domain-containing protein DDR4. Gene Ontology annotation, biological process: regulation of DNA-templated transcription. Gene Ontology annotation, cellular component: RSF complex. Lineage: Eukaryota; Viridiplantae; Streptophyta; Magnoliopsida; Ericales; Ebenaceae. The coding region runs from base 232 to 1788 and encodes 518 amino acids. The record is from RefSeq and is a predicted model, not a curated record. The transcript has 12 exons.
AAGGAAGAAACCAAACCAGAGAAGUAACCCUAGAAGGCUGAACUCAACCCCAAUCAAGGAGGGAUUUUGGGCGGGAAAAUGUAAAACCGCUAAUUUUACAUCCGUCCUUACAGUUCCUUCCAUUAACUCUAUCUCUCUCUAUCCGUACUCAUAAUGGUGCUACUCUCUGUGAGUAAUUGGAUCAACUUCUAGAUUCUUCUACGCAUCUCUCUCUCUCUCUCUCCCCCGAAAAUGCCGGAAAAUGGCCAGCGCCUGGACCCGACGUCGCCAGCCGGGGAAAGCCAAGCAUUGGUUUUGGAGCUGUCCCCAAACGAAUCGGAGCUCGCGCGGGGAAGGCUUCGGCAGCGAUGGGAGUUGGCCUCUGUCCUCAACUUUUUGAAUAUAUGUAUUUGUACGUGGAAGAUUGUAUCGUUGUGCAUGCCAGGGAUUUGGUUUUGUGCGCUUUACUAUCCGUCGGUUUUUGAGCCCAUUCUUGGGAACAAGAUGAAGACUUCUGCUGAAGAGAUCGAGACAGCUCUUAUAACACCAAACAGCUUGCUUUCUCAGCUUCACAUUAUUCUUUUAAAGGGAAUACCACCUGUAAAUAAAAACUUGAAUGGUUCUGAUGCUUGGGUGACAGUGCUCUGCAAGAAAAUUCUUAUGUGGUGGCCAUGGGUUGCUGAAGGGGAUGUUCCACUGAUGGUGGCUAAGGGAGAAGAGAUAUCCAGAUACAAAGAACUUGAUCCAACAAUUCGGUUACUACUUCUAAAAGCACUUUGUGAAAUUCGAGCUGAACAAGAUGAUGCGGUGUGUUUUAUCAAUGAUGCUCUUAAAAAUGGAGCUGAAAUUUCUUCAUUCCGGAGAGAUAAGAUAGGAGAAGAUGGAAAUGGAACUACAUACUGGUACGAUGGAAAUGCGGUUAUUGGUCAUAGACUAUAUAAGGAAGUACAGAAAUUGGAGUCAAAGCCAAAAUUUAAGGGCAAGGGCAGUCUUCCAUCAAUCAUUUAUGAGUGGGAAACACUUGCAACUAAUCUUGAGGAAUUUCGUAAAGUUGUGGAUAGAUUUUCAUGUAGCCAAGCUAAACUAGAAGUUGCUGUUGCAAGGAGUAUUGAAACUGAUGCCAUUCCUGUUCUCGAGAAACUUCAUAAGAAGAAAGGAAGGGCACUGAAGAGACAACAACGGCAGGAGAUGCUUUUGAAUGACUUCCAAAAUUCUGUGAUUACUCGUUCCUGCCGCAAUCGUAGGCCUGUCAGUUAUACAUUUGAUGAAUAUGAUAGGGUCAUUGACGAGGCUAUUCAACUAACAAGGAAACGGAAUAGUACUGAGGAGCCAACGCUGGAAGAAAAGCAGAGGGGCCAGAAGAAAAGAAAUGAAGAUGCCUCUAAUGGAUGUUUGGAUGCAGAAUCUGACUCCUGGGCAAGUGACACACUUUCUGGCCACGAUAAUGACGAUGUUGAUGACGCUGACUUUGGGAAGGAUGAUGUUGAAGUCAUCCGCUCGAGCAGUACUGAGAUGGAAAACAAGGAACCUUGCCAUGGUAAUCAUGCAACAAUAUCCCAGAAGCAGGCCGGUAACUUUGCUCUUAAGCAACGUUUGCGUUCUUACAGUAGUUUAGGUGGGACUGCCAACAAUUCUGUUUCAGAAACCAGAAAUCUGGGUGCAAAGAAUAGGCUGAGGCAAAGGCCUACACGCAACUCUGCCCUUGAAUCUGCUAUUGUCCCUGAUUCAGAAUCUGAUCAAUCAAGCAAUGGGAUGUCAAGCAGUGAAAAAUCCCCAUCUGUUGAUCUUGGCGGUGAUGAUGACAACUAAAAUUCUUCGCCCAAGUACACUUAUCCAAGGGGCUGCCCUUCAAUUUUGUAUCACAGCAAGGAAAUCAUGGCCGCCCUUGUCUAUAGAAAUGGCGUGUUAUUUUCUGCAGUAAUUGUGUUUAUCAGAUUUAUUCUGCAUCAUACAUUGGGUUGCGAAGACGUAAGUGGCUUUUAUCUAGCUGAUGGAUGCAUUUAUUUCAGGCACCUCAACUAAGUCUGCUUCCCCAUUGUAAUAUGAUGUUCAAUGAUGCUAGGAGUUUUUGGGUGUUCUUUCUAUCUCAUCGAACAUGUUCGAAGCUAGUGUUUUUGGAAAAACUUAAAAGAAAUGUUUAUAUAGUUAAACCAAAGAAUGAUUAUCU